Nezara viridula (southern green stink bug) is the source of this 2341-nucleotide messenger RNA. Lineage: Eukaryota; Metazoa; Arthropoda; Insecta; Hemiptera; Pentatomidae. The record is from the annotation of a GenBank genome assembly.
GAUUGAAUUGCGGUAGAUUCAUGUUUAUAUUAUUUUAUGAUGCAUUGUCAAGUGGCAAUUGAAGGAGUACUAAAAAAGAAAUUAUCAGCUAACAAUAGGCAAGAAGACAACUCAUUACUGAAGUACACCUCCUCCUAAGGCGUGUUUCUCGUCUGUAAGAUUCAAUUGUUCUAAAAUUUCAAAUAAGUCCAUUAUGAAUUAAUCUUUCUUAUUUCCGAUCCAGGCUCAACUUGUACUAAAAUAAUUAUGAAAUUUUAAUCAGUGAAGUAGAUACAGGCACAAUCUACCACUAGACCCGCCUGUUUUGGCAAAAGGAUGAUUCGAUCCUACCAUAUGCUGGUGAUUCUACUAAUAGGAUUCGUGAAAUUUGAAUUGAUAUCGGCUUUGCACGAGUACAGAGCAACAGAAGAAGAUUUAUCAUUUCUAUACUGUAAGAGGGUAUGUAAUGGUCAACCUAAAAACUGCUACUUCAAGCUGUUCAUCGAAAGAUAUAGUGUUCUUGGAGGUGCUUGCCUAAAUUGUACUUUCGGCACUGCUGGGCAUUGUCAUAAACGACAGUGCGUUACUGCUAAUGGGCGUUACAGAGGUAUGAUUACAGUAAAUAGGCAACUACCUGCACCAUCUAUACAGGUAUGUAAAGGUGACAGAAUAAUCGUAGACGUGAUGAAUUUAAUGCAUGAUGCUACAGUUAGCAUUCAUUGGCAUGGUAUAAGACAAAACGGUUAUCCAUUUUUUGAUGGUGUCCCAUACGUGACACAGUGCCCCAUACUGCCAGGCACUACUUUCAGAUAUGACUUUUUUGUAAAUGAUGUAGGAACAUUUUUCUACUAUUCUCACAUAGGCGUACAGAAAAUGGAUGGUGUUUCUGGAUCACUUAUUGUCAGAGACUCCUACGACAGUCAGUCAGGUUUAUAUGACGUAGACUGGCCUGAGCAUGUGAUUUUCGUUAGUGAUUGGUACGACAGACCAGCAUCGGAGUACCUCCCAGGAUACAAUCAUCGCGAAAUGAAACAAGUUCCAGAGACCUUCUUAAUAAACGGAAAAGGAUUGCACUAUGCCAACGACAAAGACAUGGUCUUACCACUUGCAGAAUUUGAGGUUGUUGAAGGCAAACGAUUUAGAUUUCGUUUGAUUGGUAGUAUCUUUAGUAACUGUGCAGCAGCCGUAACGUUCCUUGAUCAAAAAGUCUUAGUAAUCUCUGCAGAUGGAAACCUAAAAUUUACUCCACAACUUGUAGACACGGUCGUUCUCAACUCGGGUGAUCGUUUUGAUGUGGUCCUUGAAGCAAAUAGGCCUAGUGGUAUUUAUUUCAUUUCUGUCACAAGCACUAAUAAAGUUCAUUGUAAUAAAAUUCAUCAAUUGGCUAUCCUAAGGUAUAAGGAUAAUAAAGUUGUGGACAAACCUAAUUACCCCCCUCCACCCAGCAACUUGGGUAAACAAUUCAAUGCAGUUGAAUCGAAUUGUGAUAAAAGCAACAGCGAAAUGAUCUGUAUCAGUCAUCUGGAAGGUGAAAGCAACGUACCAACAAAACCAGAUCAAUCCUACUACUAUCUGAUGGUGGGUCUAGAUUUUUACUAUUAUUAUGAUGAAGACUUAUUUGAUGAAGGCACAUAUCAGCCUUAUAAUGAAUGGAAAUAUGACACCAGGUUCUUAUCGAUGAUAAACAAUGUUUCAUUCAAACUCCCUGAAGCUAAUUUACUGUCCCAGUUUGAUGAAGUAGAGAAAUUAUGCACUGUUGAUUGUCCAGAUAUGCCAAACAAUAAGCCUUGUCACUGCACCAAAAUCUAUGGGCUCAAAAAUAAAGAUUUCUACAAUUUGAUUCUUUACGACAAUAGCGAUUAUACUUUUAUGAGACAUUCUUUUCACCUUCAUGGCCACAACUUCCAUGUUAUUGAACAAGGCGUAUUUCCUUCACGGGAGGAAAAACCGAAAUUUCUGAAUCAAUUGAUGUACAGAUUGAGAGAAGAUGAAAAAUCCGAUAUAUCCCGAAAGCCGCAAAGAGAUACUAUAACUAUUCCUUCUAGGGGCUAUGUUCUCACACGAUUUUAUUCUGACAAUCCAGGUUAUUGGCUGCUACACUGCAAUUUUGGAUUCCACAUGGAUUCUGGAAUGGCUGUUGUCUAUAAAGUUGGAAAAAAUUCAGAGCUAAAACCAGUUCCUAAGCAAUUUCCUCGCUGUGGCAAUUUCCUACUUAAAGACUAACAAGAAUGCGAAAGUAAAGAAUACCUAGUAAGCAAAAGUAUAAAAAACUUCGAUUGUUAUAUUUCUUGUUUAAUGAUAAUCAAUAAAAAUUAACAAAAUAAUUUAAAAUGAAUUAACCUAAGUUGUUUUUGUGUUAGCA